ACCUCGCGACGCGUCGGCGGCGGCGCGGCGCGGCGCGGCUCGGCGGCGUCCGUAGAGCCCUCUGUUUAUACAGUCGAGAGCGGCGGACCGGCGGGCAGACGGCGCCUGUCCUGCUGGACCACCUCGGCAGUCCAGACGGGCCGCGACCGAGCCCCCAUCGCGCGUCCGCUGCUCCUCCUCGGCAACAGACCCACGAGCGGUGCGCCGGGGUGAGCGACUGGUGAGGUGGUGAUCUUUGCCAGCGCGACCGAGACGCUGCGGCGAUGGGUGUGCUGUGGCCGGGACGCCCGCUGGCCCCCGCGGUGGUGCUGCUGCUGGUGAUUGGUGUGCACGGGAUCCCCAAGAGCGAGUUUUUCCCGUACGGUGCCGAGGUGUAUGAUGAUGUGCUGCCUAAGAAGGACGAGAUCUCCAGUCCCGAGCUCAAGUUCACCACGCCGCUGUUGUUCUACAAACAGGAGUACAACGGAGCCUAUAUAAACAGCAACGGGCUGCUGUCGUUUAUGACGGAGCUGCCGAACUUUUAUAACGUGCCGUUUCCUCUGGACUACCCGCUGAUCGCGCCUCUGUACUCAGACGUGGACACGAGGGGCGCCGGCGACGUCUUCUACAGGGUAACGUACGAAGAGGACGAGCUGCGUCGGUUCGACGAGCGGAUAGCGCGCUAUUUCAGCGGCGGGGCUAGCUUCCAGAGCCAGGAGCUGCUGGUGGCCACCUGGGACGGCGUCGGCUACUAUAACUCCAGGGCGGACAAGACCAACACGUUCCAGCUGGUGCUGGGCUGGAACGGUCGCGAGACGUUUGUCCAGUUCCUGUACGCUGACGACGGUAUCCAGUGGAUCGCUGGGGAGGGGAAGACGGCACACCACAAGGAUGCGCGCGGCCAGGCGGGCCUCAUCAGCGGCGACGGACGGUACACGGAGCUGCGACACUCGGGAACCGACCAGGUCCGGCAUCUGGACAGGUUGUCCAACUGCCAAGAGGCGGGAGUCUACAUUUACAGGAUCGGAAGAAUUGAAGGAAAUAAAUUGGAUGAACCCGACAUCAAUGUUGGAUCCGGUCCAGCCAGUCUGGAGCAGUCGGCCACGUGCGCCACGGGAAGCAUCACGUGCCACUCGGAGGCCACGUGCCACGACCACGAGGACGGAUUCUGCUGCGUCUGUAACGCCGGCUUCUACGGCAACGGAAAAAGCUGUCUGACGCGGGACGAGCCGCUGCGUAUCAUGGGCGAUGUGUUCGGCACGCUGAACGGCUUCACCAUCGACGGCCAGCAGCUGCAGGCGUACGCGGUCGUCUCGGACGGCCGGUCCUACACCAGCGUGGCCAAGGUGGUGGCCGAGCUGGGUUACGACUUCCAGACCCUGAUGCCAGUCAGCGACAUCGUGGGCUGGAUGUUCGCCAAGCCCGCCACCGGCGUCCGAAACGGAUUCCAGAUGACCGGCGGUGUGGCCAAUGCCACGAUCGACGUGGACUUCCCUCAGACGGGCCACCACGUGGUGCUACAGCAGGACUUUGGCGGCCUGAACGUGUUCAACCACCUCAGCGUGGAGACGCGUCUGAACGGCGCGGUGCCGGCCAUCGCCUUCGGAGAGAAGGUGGAGAUGGACGGCUACACCAACACCGUCGUCAGGAUCGGCAGAGGUCGUCUGAGGAUCACCUCUCAGCGUCAGUUCCGCCAGGCGGGGAACGCCAUCAGCAUCCCGAUGAACCUGGAGGCAGAGGUGCAGUUCGACGAGUGUCCCUGGCAGCCGGAGCAGGAGGAACUCAACCAGCUCAGACACAUCGUUGAUCGGAACUUCAUCGUCUACGAAGAACCGGAGCAGAUUGUACGUUUCGCCAGCUCAAACAAUAUCGAGGCGAUAUCAGACGAGAGUCCGUGUAAGGACGCGGAGAGGAAGUGCGGCCCCAACUCUGUCUGCACGCCGGAGGGACACAGCGGCUACCGGUGUGACUGCCGACCCGGGUUCACGUACGAGUACCGCGAGGGUCCGUCGGACGUGCCGCCGGAGGAGCUGCGGAUCUGUGUCGACAUCGACGAGUGCCGUCAGGGCGAGGACAACUGUCACGAGCACGCCAUGUGCACUAACGAGUUCGGCAGCUACUCCUGUCUCUGCAUGCCCGACUACACCGGCAACGGACAGAACUGCGAGAAGUUGCUGAGCUGCGCGGACCUCACGUGCGGCGAGAACGCCGCCUGCUACGAGUACAGCCGCGGCAGUCCGGUGUGCGAGUGCGACAUCGGCUUCACCGGAGACGGCACCCACUGCGAGGAGGUGGUGACCCCGGCACCAUCCGGAGCGCCAGACGCGUCCUGUCGCAGCUCGUCCGACUGCGGUCUGAACGCCGAAUGUCAGUUCAGCGAGUGGCAGCAGCGCGCGCUCUGUGUCUGCGCUCCCGGCUACACGGCCCAGGCCAACCGCUGUGUGGCCACCGACACGACUCCGGGACCGUGUGGCGACUUUUUCUGCCACUCUCACGCCUCGUGUGUGGAGGUGGAGCUCGGCAGACCGGGCUGCGUGUGCGACCCGGGCUUCUACGGCAACGGACUCGAGUGUCGCGCCGCCGAGCAGCAGGGCAACCUAUGCCAGUCGGCCAACGACUGCGGGCCUAACGCCGAGUGCAUCUUCGCCGACUGGGCCGGAGGCAACGUGUGCGUCUGCCUGCAGGGCUACUUCGGCGACGGCAUGCGCUGCGUGGUGGCCACACCGCUGGCCGUGCUCUGCGGCGGUGUCGAGUGCCACCCGGCGGCCGAAUGUGUGGAGCUCGAGGGAGUACCGCAGUGUGUCUGUAACGCCGGACUCCAGGGAGACGGCUACACCGUCUGCAAGACGCAGCCCGUCGAAAAGCGUUGUGACACGUUCGCCGACUGCGGCCCCAAUGCCGAGUGCGACUUUGCCGACUGGCUGGGCGCCAACAUCUGCUUCUGCAGGGCGGGCUUCUUCGGCGACGGCGUCAACUGCUCCGUGGCCACCACGGUCGCAGUGCUCUGCAGAGACGUGACCUGUCACGAGCACGCCGAGUGUCUCGAGUACGAGGUCAACAACCCGCAGUGCGUCUGCAAUGUGGGCUACAUCGGCGACGGCGUCAACUGCGAGGCCGCCCCGGAGGACAUCCCCUGUGAAACGGACGCCCAGUGCGGCGCCCACUCCACCUGCGUGUACGCCCCGUGGGUGGACCGCUACGUGUGUCUCUGUGACCAGGAGUACGUCAGGGAGGGCGGCCAGUGCGUGUUCGUCGGCCCCAUUGUCGACCCCCUCCCAGGAAUGGGUGGCUGUCUGCAAGACUCGGAUUGUGCCGUCGGAGAGAUCUGUGACUACGAGGUGGCGACGGGUCUGUUCGUGUGUAUGCCGACGCCGACAACGGAGCCCAGCCCGUCAGCCGCACCGUCGCCGGACCGCGACUGCUCCGUGGACAACAUCUGCUCAGAGAACGGCGUGUGUGGGUUCGACCUGACGGCCGACCGGUUCGUCUGCGCCUGUAUGGAAGGCUUCGAGGGUGACGGCUUCAACUGCCAGCCGGCGACCACGCCGGCGCCGGAGGAGCAGCCCUCGGAGACGCCGGAGGGACAGCCCGAGGGACCAGAGGAACCCGAGGCAAUUCCGGAGAGGUUGGACUCGACCUGUGUGUUCGGUUUCUGCGUGUGUCCGGACGGCUAUCAGCUCACAGACGAUCAGGAGGAGUGCUUCCUGCUAAAAGAUGACGAAGAUCAGACGCCCCUACCGUACUGCUACGACGGCGCCUGCUACUGUCCCGUCACCUACCGCUACGACAAGGUCAUGGAAAAGUGUGUGCCUACUGGCGAGGGAGAGUACGACACCAAGGGUCCCAGCGGCACCGACGGAGAAGAGGGAGAAGCGGGAGAGGAAGUGGCGCCCACCGCAGUCACUGAGGCUCCGGCCGAGGUCCCAGAGGUCCCCGAGUGCCGCGGUGACGAGGACUGCGACGUGCACGCUCUCUGCUCCUACAACGCCACCAACGGUCGCUACCAGUGUUCGUGCUUCCCCGGCUACACGGAAGAUGGCUCUGUGUGCACGCCCGACCCGAACGCCGACUGUUCCGUGCUGAAGGACUGCCACAAGGAUGCUACCUGUGUGUACGACCAGGAUGCCGACCGCUACCACUGCCAGUGCCGCCGAGGCUACGAGGGAGACGGCCGUCAGUGUGACGAGGUGGCCAUCAGUUGUAAUAUCGUCAACAACUGCGGAGAGCGGGCCGAGUGCAUGUACGUGCCGGAGGAGCUGCGCUUCAGCUGCCGGUGCCGACCGGGAUUCUCCGGUGACGGUUACACGUGCCGGCCCAGUAUCAGCUGCUACGACGAGCCCACUCAGUGUGACGUCAACGCUGCCUGCGUGCCCGACCUCGACGGCUUCCGCUGCGUCUGCCUCAAGGGAUUCGUCGGUGACGGUCGCCGCUGCAGCCCUGCACCGCGCCACGAGGGCGGCUUCCUACUGCUGAACCAGGGCUCUGCCAUCGUGAAGGUGCCGUUUGAGGCUAGGAAGCGGGGCCGGCCCAUCAUCCUGGAGCCGACACAGACAGCAGUCGGCAUCGACACAGACUGUCUGGACGGCCGUAUCUUCUGGAGUGACGUGGCAGGGAGGAAGAUCAAGGCGGCCGCCUACAACGGCUCCCAGAGGGUCGACUUCGCCAUGGGAGGCAUCAGCUCCCCAGAGGGCGUGGCGGUCGACUUUGUGUCCCGUAACGUGUACUGGACAGACUCAAGCCGCGACGCCAUCGAGGUGGCCAGUAUCGAGACGGGCAACCGGUUCACCGUCAUCAGCAGCGGCCUGGUCAACGUGCGCGGUGUGGCCGUCCACCCGGGGCGCGGCACCAUCUACUGGGCCGACUGGAACCGUCGCGAGCCGCGGAUCGAGCGCGCCGCGCUGGACGGCUCCAACCGGCAGGUGCUGCUGGACGCGGAGCUCGGUCUGCCCAACUCGCUGGCCAUCGACUUCGCCACGGACGAGCUGUGCUGGACCGACGCCGGCACCAAGAGCGUCGAGUGUUUUUCGCUGACGCACCGGACCCGCCGGCUGGUGGCUGACGGCGCCAGCUACCCCUUCGGCAUCGCCAUCACUGACGACAACAUCUACUGGACCGACUGGAACGAUAAGAAGAUCCACGUCGUGAACAAGGCGACGGGCGAGCGUGGCAAGUCGCUGCGGUCGGUGCUGGGGACGUCUGGGAAGCUGUAUGGACUGGUGGCUACGCCUCGGACCUGUCCUCAGGUGACGAACGUGUGCGGACGUCAGAACGGCGGCUGCCCGGCCGAGCAGCUGUGUCUGCCCACGGACGGCGGAAGUCGAGUCUGCACCUGCCCGGACCAGUACGUCACCGAACCCUCGGGCCCGUCCAUCUGCCGACAAAACGGAGACGGCCGCUGAGCGUGACACCUACCGGCCCGAUCGGCCUGCCACCUACCGCCAACUGCGGGACACACGCUAAAAGUCCUACAGUGGACUUUGUGCUGAAAGAAGAACGCGGAUGCAGUGUGCUGUUACUGUUCGAGUGAAAGGAAGCAAUGGCAGAAGGAAGCAACUAGCCUAUAGUAGCAAUGUGCGUGAGCGCAGCUAGUGAGAAAGUGGAUGACAGAGCUUGUGAGUACUUGUGCGUACUAGCCCCAUCAACUAAGGGCGCAUCGCAUUACGUAAAACGAGCGGAUGGCAACGAUGAUCGUAAACAGCGAAAAGCGCACGCCCUGAGGUAGUCGUUUAAAGAGUGAUGUACCUUUGUACCGUUUUUGGAACAUCAUGCAUUUAUGGGUCAGCCAUUUCACUGCCAAGCUUCUGCAUACCGCUUGUGUUUUCUUUGCGCGCCUCAUCGUCGAUUUUGUACUUCAGUUUUUUUUUUUUGCAAUGACACUAUUAUUGGGUAUUGGCCCUAUAUUCGUUUAAUGCAACCUUUCCUCCUAACAUACAUAUGGCAUGUUAAAAGAUCGAUUUGAUAUACCUAGUUGAUACGCUGCGUCCUAUACCCACCUAAUGUGUCCUGAAAGAUCAUUGUUCGGUUUCAGGUGUGUAAGGCACAGAUAUAGGUCUAGUUCUGUCGUUAGUUGGCACGGGAAUGAUGCCCCUUAGUGCCAUGCCUCCCGUUUGUUAGAUUGGCCCGUCUGUGUGCGAUAGAGCCCUCCUAACGUCCUAGGUCGCUGUCACGGUCCUCGGUUGGCGCGUGCGGGCUAAGAAACGGCGACCUUCAGUAAGCGUGUACUGUUGUGCCUUCACAGGUGUUUGAGGCCGGCCUGCAAUACACAUCAGAGUACACAGUC
Amphibalanus amphitrite is the source of this 6259-nucleotide messenger RNA. RefSeq names its product nidogen-like. Lineage: Eukaryota; Metazoa; Arthropoda; Thecostraca; Balanomorpha; Balanidae. Gene Ontology annotation, molecular function: calcium ion binding. The coding region runs from base 264 to 5378 and encodes 1704 amino acids. The record is from RefSeq and is a predicted model, not a curated record. Gene Ontology annotation, biological process: cell-matrix adhesion. The transcript is spliced from 34 exons.